CCCGCAGCAGGCAAUGUGGCAAAGGGUGGGUCUGGUGGUGCUGCUCCUGCUCCUGACUCUGUCCGCGCCCUCGCCAGUCCUGGCCCGGGCAAUCCCGGGCGAAGAGUUAGACCAGGCGACGGAGAACAACGAGAUCGACCACGGACACGAACCACUCACUUCCUCAACGACCCGGAUGGAAAGCGAGACCACAACCGGCAGGACGACAACUGCCGCCACCACCAGCACCAGCACCACCACCAGCACCACCGAGGGCCUCCCCACGUUCAACCGCAACCAGGUAUCACUUGACCUACCGAGCGACCUGUUCACGUCCACCGCCAAUCUCACCCUGCGGUUGCGCAACGUCGUGUCCGAGCUCAUCACGCGCACGUCGGUGCGGAUUGCGCAGGUGGUGCGCUUCCUGCAACCCGUGUUCGGCUACCACCUGAUGAUCGACAUCCCGAAGGAGUUGGACGUUUGAUCCCAACGUCCGUGUGCUGCGAUAAGUGCGGCCGGCACUGUGUAUAUUGACAGGUUAACGCCGCUUGUUACA
Messenger RNA from Anopheles bellator, 535 nucleotides. RefSeq lists its product as uncharacterized. The coding region runs from base 14 to 463 and encodes 149 amino acids. NCBI's taxonomy places the organism in Eukaryota, Metazoa, Arthropoda, Insecta, Diptera, Culicidae. The transcript has 2 exons. The record is from RefSeq and is a predicted model, not a curated record.